Molecule: messenger RNA, 4772 nt
Organism: Scleropages formosus (Asian bonytongue)
Lineage: Eukaryota; Metazoa; Chordata; Actinopteri; Osteoglossiformes; Osteoglossidae
Gene: fbxl19
Product: F-box and leucine rich repeat protein 19
Exons: 12
Coding region: 644-3049 (801 amino acids)
Molecular function (GO): DNA binding; zinc ion binding; protein binding
Source: RefSeq, a predicted model, not a curated record
UCGACAGCAUAUCAGCGGAUAAAUCUGCUUUCGGACUGAUGUUGCUAUAGAGGGCUCACGGCUACACUGAGCUGAGAACAGCUUUGUUUACAAAACUGUGCCAGCUCGCUUGCUAGCUUAUAAUUGGAAAUGAAAACAAUAGUUAGCCAUCCUAGUUGGUGUAGCAUUAACAAAACAAACUUUUCGAUUGCGAGAGCGGCCAGACGGCCUCUGUGAAUACUUAACGUGCUAACGAGCGAGCAAGUAGUUUGCCCUGCAGACGUCUGUUAUCUUUUAGCUCUUUGUUUAAGGAUAGUGAUUGCUACUAGCACAGUUGUUUUACCUCGCUAACCCUCCCUCCCUUGUCUUGUUGUAGCAUGCUGUAGAAGAAGAGCGCACUUAGGACAUCUAAAACUGACAAAGGCCAUCUGUGUAGAAGGACGACUGAAGAGGUCGCAUUGGGGCGCAAGAAUUAAUCGAGACGGACAUUUCCAGCAGCGCCAUGGGAGCCCUGUGAAAGAGCUGCUGUCGGAGGAAAAGCGAGCACGGGCUGCGAGGGGACCGAGGGAAACCACAGGAUCGCUAACCGCAACCCGCUGCACAGUAUUUCUAAUGCGCAACAAAGGACUAUGCGACUCGGCACCAAAAGCUGACUGCAGAGGGGAUGUCAGGCAGUAAGGCUUUAGGGGGGGCGCGGCGAAGGCGGACCCGGUGUAGGCGUUGCCAAGCCUGCAUGCGGACUGAGUGUGGGGAGUGUCACUUCUGCAAGGACAUGAAGAAAUUUGGGGGACCUGGUAGGAUGAAGCAGUCCUGCCUUCUCCGACAGUGCACAGCACCUGUGCUACCCCACACAGCUGUGUGCCUGUCCUGUGGUGAGGCAGGGAAAGAGGACACAGUGGACACAGAGGAAGAGAAGUUCAAUCUCUGUCUCAUGGAAUGCACCAUCUGUAAUGAGAUCAUCCACCCUGGCUGCUUAAAGAUGAAUAAAGCAGAGGGGAUUAUUAAUGAUGAAAUCCCUAAUUGUUGGGAGUGCCCAAAGUGUCACAAAGAAGGCAAGACAAGUAAGGACCAGGGCGAUGGUUUGGGGAAGAGACGGACAGACAAUGGGGAAGUAGGCCGAUGGAAACUGAUGGAUGAUCCUCCCCCCACCAAAAAGAAGCCGCCACCUGUUGAAGAUGGUGGUCAAGGGGUUCACAAGCGCAAGAAAGAGAAAGAACAGCCCCUGGAGAGUGGACCCAAAAAGAAGGUGAAAGGAGGUAGAGAAAAACACUUGAAAAAGAAACAGAAACCCAGUUCAUCUGAUGCAGUAGAUUCAGGUGUUCCCAACACUACAUCCAGCUCUUCACAAAGCUUGGCCAGCACCACUUCCCAAUCUGCGUUGGCUCCCGUCAGCCAGUUGACUGACCAGCGUUCACACCAGAGAGAAAAACUAGAGCGGUUCAAGCGCAUGUGUCAGCUGCUGGAGAGGGUGCGAGAAUCUAGCUCUUCUAGCUCUUCUAGCUCAGAGUCUGACUCGGAUUCGGAGACACCAUCUGGAUCAGAGGACCGCGGAGGCUCAGAGCCAAACUUGUCUCCCCCAAAUAGUCACAACAUGAAUUCCUCUAGUGAUCCGCGUGCACAGGAGCGUGAGCGGGACCGAAGACUGGCAGAGCUGGGCUUCAGUGCUAGUGAGGAAUCUGAUGAGGAGGGGAUGGAGGACGGGGAUGGAGAAGACACCAAGAAGCCCAGAAGAUCAAGUGAAGGUGAGCCCAGGUACCACAAGUUGGUAGAAGAAGAGCGGGACCGAAAGCCACCCCUGUCUCCUCCCCCUUCCCCUCUCUCGUCUUCUUUUCAUGAUCCCCUCAUCAAGCAGGAGAAAGGUGGCGGGGGCAAACGGAGCAACGGUUCAGAAACGCGCAACGGUCGAACACGUGCAGGAGCUCGGGAAAGAGAAAUGCAGGAGAAGGAGAAUGCAAACAACAGUGUGAGCACUAAUCACUAUCGGGGCAAGGGCGUAAACCGGGGAUGCAAGGUCCACAAUGUGGGGCAGAACCAUCCAGGCUCUAACCAGCAAAAUGCCACCACCAAUGGGUCUGGCAGUGUGGGACCCACCGGCAACUCCAUCAAUCCCCCCGGUGGUUCCCGGUUGGCAGCCCGCUCUCAGUUGCUGAAGCGUAGCCCUCCCGUUGUGCUCUCUCCCCCCCGGCCCGUACAGAUGGAGCGGCAUUUGGUUCGCCCUCCACCAGCGUGCCCUGAACCCCAUUGCUUGCCUCUAGACUGUGGUGAGUCCCAUGUGAUGCAGCGGGACGUGUGGCUCAGUGUCUUCCAAUACCUCACCCAUAGGGAGCUGUGCGUCUGCAUGAGAGUCUGCCGCACGUGGAGCCGCUGGUGCUGUGAUAAACGGCUGUGGACACAGAUUGAUUUGAGUCGACGACGCUCUAUCACUCCACUAAUGCUUAGCGGUGUAAUUCGCCGGCAACCUGUCUCCCUUGACUUGGGUUAUACAAACAUCUCCAAGAAGCAGCUCAUGUGGCUCAUCAACCGUUUACAGGGUCUCCGUGAGCUAAUUGUUUCGGGCUGCACUUGGUCUUCUGUAUCAGCACUGUGUCAAGCAGCAUGUCCAUGCCUCUGGCUGCUGGACCUUAGUGGAGUUGAAGAUCUCAAGGACUCCCAGCUGAAGGAGCUGCUAACAGCCCCUGCUGAUAUACGCACAGGUAACACUGAAAACAAGGGGCGAUUCCAGAAUGUGACAGAGCUGCGACUGGCAAAGCUGGAUGUGACGGACUCUUCUGCUCGCUUAUUGGUGCGCUACCUGCCCCACUUGACCAAACUGGACCUGAGUCAGUGCAACAACAUCACUGAUCAGACAGUCCACACACUGACCUCGCCAACCUCCCCACUUCGGGACUGUCUCACUCACAUCAGCCUGGCAGGAUGUGUGAAGGUGACGGAGCAGUGCCUGCCCCUGUUGCGCCGCUGUGCCUCUCUGCAGAGUGUCGACCUGCGAUCCUGUCGUUUAAUUACCCCAGAGGCUUGCCAGUUGCCCUCUUUCUCUUGCCCUGAGGAUAGACUGCUGCUAAAGAACAGCUAACAGCACACACAAACCCAAACAAUGGUACCAAGAAUAGAAAGGCAUUCAGGGAGCAGGAACGAGAGAGAAAAAGAGAGCGAAAGAAAGUGGUCUGUUUCUGAAUUUCUAGUGGUUGAAUCUUUUGAAUGAGCAUUGAAAGUAUGUAGCUACAUGCUUAGAAACUGCACACCGAGUGUGUAUAUAUGUAAUUUUCUGUAAAUGAACAUGGAUGCCACUCCUAUCAGAUAUGUACUAUAAUUUCGGGCUCUCAGACUUGCAAAUUUGCACUCAAAAAUGUCCCUCUGUAAAACAAAAAGAAUGUACUGUAUAUUAGGGGCUGUAAACAUCAAAACCUGGUGCAAAGAUGCUGGAUAAAUGUGCUGUGUGAGAGAGACCACGAUUGUGUUUGUGUGACUUCCCAGCUAAGAACUUCAAGGCUCAAAGUAUGUCCCCCUGCUGGUUUCAAGAGCCCUCAAGUCGACAAAUCCAUCCAAACCUGAAAACAGAAUUAUGUCCACUGCCUCUGUCCCAAACUGUGGAGUUUACGUAGUCUUUUUUUUUGGGACUGCUAGAGACUUGAACUCAAAUUCUAUCCCACUGACCUUUACUCUGUCAUCCAGUGUGCCAUUAUCAGGUCCCCCUUCCCACUGCUGACUCUUCCAGAGUCUUCUCCCAGCUUGCUUUUUUUGCCACAUUUGGUAUGCACCAUUGGUCUCUUGUGUUUUUAAUAACGCAAAGUGAAUGCAAAAGUCACAAAGCAUUACUGGACAAUGCACUCUACCUGACCUGCCCACACUUUUCCUCACUACUCAAAGGAAUGGAUUCAUUAAGACCAAACUGUUCUGUACUUUUGAGAUUAUUCUACACAAACCUGUUAUGGACUGUACUAAAUUAUACUCUUUAAGUGGACAGAGCCAUUUUGGGUUGUACUGUACAGAGCUGAAUCUGACUGUGGAAAGCUGUGUCAUGUUGAAAUGAUUUAUAAUGUAUUUUUAACUAUCUGCCUCCCUGUAUGGUACGGAAUAAUUUUAUAUGGUCAUACUGGACUGAUCUGUAAUGUUGUUUAUAGUGUUGAAUUAAGUCAAAUCGAACAGCAAAUUAUCUUAAAUGGUUUUCAACAUUGUUUGCAUGAUGUUUAAAAAGUUCAUGAUGGGUUCAGCCUAGUCAGAAGAUGGAGGAGUCUGCCUUGUCUGCAGUUAGAUGAAAAGAUGUUUUAUUGCAGUUUAGUCAACAGACACAGAAGUGAAUAUGUUGACUGUGGCACUAGGAAAGGGAAAGUAUUGCUGUUCUCCACUGGACUCGUCUCUCUAUAUUGAACUUCUCAUAUUUUUUGUUGUGUUGAACCAUAAUGUUGGUCAACUUUUGCACUCAUAAUGGUGUUAGACUGGACUGGGCUGGCCUGGACUGUAUAGUAGUGUCCUGUGUUUGACAACCAUAUUGGACUGGACAAAUACACUGGACCAGUAUUUUUGGCUCUCUACUUGCUUGGACAUUUGCCAAAUUUCAGAAUUCUUGAUGCGGGAAAUACAUUUUCCAUUUCGGGCUUUGUUUUUAUUAAUCACUUUGUUCAUAACUUUCUUCUGUUUCAUUAAAAUUGAUUUAAAUGUAACAUAAUGGAGAAGACCAGUUAAAAGGAUCUGCAGUAUGUGAAACUCAAACAUGAAUAAAGGCAGCUACUUAAAAGUAACUACUGUAAAAUGACAAACUAAAUAAAGACAAACAGGGUUUUUAUAAUGUUUGGUUU